Molecule: messenger RNA, 1548 nt
Organism: Ctenocephalides felis (cat flea)
Lineage: Eukaryota; Metazoa; Arthropoda; Insecta; Siphonaptera; Pulicidae
Product: SHC-transforming protein 1-like
Exons: 8
Coding region: 153-1343 (396 amino acids)
Biological process (GO): intracellular signal transduction; cell surface receptor protein tyrosine kinase signaling pathway
Cellular component (GO): plasma membrane
Molecular function (GO): receptor tyrosine kinase binding
Source: RefSeq, a predicted model, not a curated record
AAAUACGUAAAUUGACAUUUUUAUUAGAAAUGACUAAUUCUUUUUAACAACUAUAUCCUUGUUUUCCUGCGAUUUAAAAUUUUGAUCGUACCAUAUUUAAUCAUCCAGCUAUUGUUUUGCAGUAUUGUUUGUAUAUUAAGUAAAAAUAUAACAUGAUGGAUACUGGUGAGGCCAGAGUAGGUUCCAAAUUAAUUAGAAGCAAAUUACAUUCUGAUAAAGUCAUUUGUACUAAGGGUGUGACUUAUGCAGUACGAUAUGUAGGAAAUUUAGAAAUAACAACAUCAAUGAGAAAUUUAGAUUUCGAAACUAGAUCGCUGGUAGCAAAAGAAUGCAUCAAUAGAGUGUGUGAAGUUGCAGGUUUGAAGACAAUAAAUAAAAAACAAAAAACAGAUAAGAAAGUUUUAAGAUCCAUCAGUGAUACACCUUCAAUGGAGCAUGCAGGUUCCAAUGUAAAUUUAACUAUAUCAAGUAGUAGUCUUACUAUAUCAUCAUUAGAAACUGGUCAAACAAUAUCAUGUCACGAUACUCCAAGAAUAUCAUUUGCUUCUGGUGGCGACAUAGAAACAUUAGAUUUUGUUGCAUAUGUGGCUAAAAACUUGAACAAUUACCGUGCUUGCUACGUGCUGGAGUGCGGAGGUGGUUUGGCUCAGGAUGUAAUAGCUACAAUAGCACAGGCAUUUGAGCUGAGAUUUCAAGAAUUCAUGAUAGAACCUUCAGCAACGAUACACUGUAUGGAGCAUGAUCGUGAUUAUUAUAAUGAUUUGCCAAACAAAGUACCACCUGAUAUGGCACUACCCAGUCUUCCAAAAACUGCUGAACAAACAAGCAAUUUAUCCAGUAAUAGGCCAAUAAGUGUAAAUAAUCUAAUUGACUUAAACACUCCUACGUGCUGCAAACCUAUUGAGCAUAAUUAUGUUAAUGAUCUUAAUAUUGAUACAGGGAUUACCAAGGAUGUAUUUGAUAUGCAGCCAUUUCAGCCCGCUGUUCUCUCUGAUUGGCCAAUACAACCAUUAACAGCAGAAUCACAAAGAAAUGAACUUUUAAAAGAAAAUUGGUUUCAUGGUCCCAUCAGUAGAGUUGUUGCUGAGGGUUUGGUAAAAACUGAUGGAGAUUUUCUAGUUCGAGAGUCACGAGCAAGUCCUGGACAAUAUGUGCUGACUGGUAUUCAAGGAGUUAAUAAGAAGCAUUUAUUACUUAUUGAUCCUAAAGGAGUGGUUCGCACCAGAGAUAGAAUGUUUGAAAGUAUUUCACAUUUAAUAAAUUAUCAUUGUGUCAAUGCGUUGCCAAUAAUAUCAUCAGAAACUGCUUUAAUGUUAAGAAAUCCAAUACUAAAAUCACAAUAGAAUACUUAAUACAACAUUGAACAUCGACAUUUGAACAAGGACGAGAAUAAGAACAAAUUGGAAUUGAAAAGACAAGUAAUGUGUGUGUGUGUGUAUGAAUUAUUAAUGCAAAGUAUAUUAUGACUACUAUAAAAUAACUUUUGUUAUUGAUAUUAUUAUAAAUUUAUAGUAUUGAUUUGAUUAUAAAAUUUUAUAAAAUGGUUCA